Monascus purpureus is the source of this 1533-nucleotide messenger RNA. Lineage: Eukaryota; Fungi; Ascomycota; Eurotiomycetes; Eurotiales; Aspergillaceae. The record is from the annotation of a GenBank genome assembly.
AUGGCAAACAAAGCAGCAUUCCAAGUAAUUGUCUUGGGUCCAACAGGAGGACCUCGUGAAGACACGGUGACAGGCCUUCUAGUGCGAUCAACAUCUACACAAUGGUCACUAAAUUCCGUAGUUGCUGUUGAUGCAGGCACCCUACUGGCUGGCAUUAUCAGAACGCUUGAGCUGUAUAUCACAGAAUCGAAAGAUGGAAAAGGUCUGAUGAAGGAAGGUCCGUUUGUCGGCCUUGACUUGCCUGCCAGGACGGCUCGGGCCAAUGCCGCGUACAUCUUUCGAGAAAUCAUAGGAGCUGUGCUCCUCACACAUCCACACCUGGAUCACCUGGCUGGGUUGGCGAUAAAUACACCGAUGCUAGAGGCCGGGAGUGGGCCGAAGACACUGGCUGCUUUACCUUCUAUCGUCAAUGCCAUCAAAAGUCAUAUGUUCAAUGACGUUAUUUGGCCAAACCUUUCGGAUGAAGAUGGCGGGGCUGGAUUCAUCACUUACCAGCGUCUUGUCGAAGGAGGAAAUCCUCGAUUUGGACUUGGUGAGACGAAGGGUUAUGUUCGGGCUUGUAAUGGUCUGUUGACCAAAUGCCUGGCUGUCAGUCACGGUCGCUGUAAGCGGCAUCACCUAGACACCGGAAAGUCUCAGGGCAGUACGGUAUUCACGACAGAUCCGCUUGUAGUGCCCUCUCGAGCAAUAUCUCUCGAUCAUUCUGAGGCUGGGCUGUAUUCGCCAGCACGCUCUCCCCGCUUGUACGCUACGAAUAUGAAGGAACCUGUGUGGCAGGCUGUUGAAAGCUCUGCGUUCUUUAUCCGCGACUAUGCCACAGGAAGCGAAAUCAUCGUCUUCGGCGACGUUGAGCCUGACUCAAUUUCUCUUGAUCCGCGCAAUAAACGCGUGUGGGAGGUAGCAGCGCCGAAAGUAGCCUCUGGGACGCUACGAGCAAUAUUCAUUGAAUGUUCUUAUGAUGACUUAGUCGAUGAUAGUUCGCUAUAUGGUCACCUAUGUCCGCGCCAUCUGAUCGCCGAGUUGACAGUUCUAGCUCAUAAAGUCAUGAAUUGCCAACGGCAGAGCGUAUCCACCACUACGGGAAAACGCAGGCGCACAAAUUCCACACCUGUCGGGGAAGUGAGUCCCAAAACAAAACGUAUUUCCAUACACCGAGAAAGAAAAUCCGACGCAUCUCCAGGUCGGGCUUCCGCCAGAAGUGGCACUCGAUCACGGCUCAACUCAGGUGACUACACUGGCCAGACCCCUGAUUUAGUUCAUGAUGCACCAACACCUAGUCUGCACGAUCCUGUUGAUGGAGACGACGGGGAUCAUGGGCCCGACCCCAAUGGAUCGGAAAAUAUCCAAUGGGCUGAUUCAAGCCCGCUCCCUCUGGCGGGCUUAUCUGUUUAUAUUAUCCAUAUCAAAGAUACCCUGACCGACGGGCCGUCCCCGGGUGUUCAGAUCUUGCAGCAGCUCAGAUCGCAAGGCGAGGCAGCUGGACUUGGCUGCGAAUUCUAUGUUCCCAGUGCUGGCGAAGGUAUAUGGAUCUGA